Molecule: messenger RNA, 3547 nt
Organism: Diprion similis
Lineage: Eukaryota; Metazoa; Arthropoda; Insecta; Hymenoptera; Diprionidae
Gene: Nup107
Product: nuclear pore complex protein Nup107
Exons: 8
Coding region: 140-2905 (921 amino acids)
Biological process (GO): mRNA export from nucleus; post-transcriptional tethering of RNA polymerase II gene DNA at nuclear periphery; regulation of DNA-templated transcription
Cellular component (GO): nuclear pore outer ring; nuclear pore
Molecular function (GO): structural constituent of nuclear pore
Source: RefSeq, a predicted model, not a curated record
UGUAUUCUACAAAUGUUGACAAAGUGCCACGAAUUUAAAAUUCUUAUUAUAUUGAGUGAGUGCGUGCACACGUGCAAAUCGCAACGAUGGGAAAAAUAAAUUAAUCUGAUAUUCGUGUUAAUUUUACGAUCACGUCAGGAUGGAUCCGUUGAAGAAAACUACAGACGACCUCGAUCGUUCAAUCCAGUUGCUGGGCUUGGGUAGAACACAAAGAACUUCGUUGUUGCGAUUAGCAACUAAGAGCACAACACCUAAACGAAUAUCACUGCAACCAAAUUUCAAUCUGGAAAGGAGCUCGGAUUCCCUUGAAAAUGUUCCUAGAAAUUUUAGCGACGAGUCCAGGUCGUUUCCGUCCGAGGCUAAAAACCCACGAAUGCAGAGGUCAUACUUAAAUACAAAGUCAUUCAAUAAGUACGACCUUGAGGACUUUGAUACAUCUAUUACAAUGGCGCCACAUGAACUUAGGGAUAUCAUGAAUGCGACAGAAAAGAGCGACCUUACUCUAAGGGAGCUGAUGGAUGAUUCGACUGCCACAGGCUUAGUAUUAAAAGCUAACGAACCCUGGCGUGAAGCAAAUGCUAAACUAUUCCAUGAAUUCCUUGAAAGUGUUCAGGCACACAGAGCUGCGCCCCAAGUAUUUGAAACCAUUGCAGAUUUCAUACAGACUUGUACAGAUACAUUGGAAAUAAUGAGAGGUAUGCAGUCAAAGGUGGAAAACACUCAAGUAUCUGAGGAAGAGAUCAACCUUGAAAAUGAGAGAAAUACUUGGCGUUUAGUGUACUGCUUGUACCAACACCGCGUUAACUCCUCAAACUUUGAGUCAAAAAUAGACUUGGAACUGAAAUCGAAUAUCUCAGAAAAGGAUGUGAUUGAGAAUUUGUACAGAAAUGAACCCUCGAUUACUGAGUAUCAGCUAAUAGUUGAUUGGUUGGAAAAAAACGCUUCUGAUCAAGCUGAUAGUUUGCCAAUGAUGGAACAUUUUACCGAUAAAACUGUAGCAUGGGAAAAUACUCUUCAUCAGCUACAAAAUCGGAAUACGGGAAUCACCUUCAAAUCAUCUCGGCCUAUAGUAACGUCCUUAGACCCCGAUGCACCGAUACGAGAAGGCAAGCCUUUACACGACUUGGACAAAGAAGACGAUGUUAGAUUAGAAAAAAGAAUGUAUUUAGAGGUAAGAUGCGGACGCUUGCAGAAGGCACAGUCCCUAUCUGUUCAUUGUGGUCAACCGUGGCGAGCUGCCUGCCUAUUAGGAUGGACACCGCAUCAUGAUCCAAACUACACUAAUCCCAUCAAUAACACAAAACUUCCAAUUGAAGGUAAUCCUAACAGGAGCUUGUGGAAGUUAUGUGCAUGGGAGUUAUCGCAAGAUAAUCGUGUAGGCGAACAUUAUCGUGCCAUAUACGCAAGUUUGUGUGGGAAUCUUAAUCAGCUGUUGUGUGUAUCAAAGUCUUGGCAAGACGCUUUAUGGGCACAUGUCAAAACGUUGCUAGAUAUCAAAGUAGAAAAAGAGAUGAGAGCUGAAGUUUUAAAGAGCUACACGCCAAUGCCGGAAGAGUACUGGAAAAAUGAGAUGACAAUUGAAGAUGUAUUCGAUGCAUUGCAAGCCUCUAAACAUUCAAGUAUUCGAACGCAAUCCCACAAGCCUGAUCAUUUGAUACAAAAGUAUUUGAUACUUGAUGAAAUUCCAAAGCUAAUGGAAGAAAUUGAGGCAUUUGUAGACUCUGGUACCUGCACGUCACAAUUCCUACGUUUUGUCGCCCAUUUAACGCUUUUUUUGAGACAAAUUGGUAAAACUGCCAAUGAGAGAAUAGAGCACAGGAUAUUAACUACUUAUGUACACGUUUUAAUCGAAAUGGGUGACCCGAAUUUAGUUGCGUUUUACACAGCCACUCUUCCGCAAGUGGAGCAAGUAACAACCUAUGCUAAAUAUUUGGAAAGUAUACACGAAUAUGAACUCCGCAAACAGUGCCUUGCUGCAGCAGAGUUAACCAAUUUACAUGUGGAGGCAAUCACCAAAAUGGUCGUUGAAAAUAUACGACAGAAAAAUCAAGAAGUCAGCUCUUCGGAUUUGAAAGGCGGUGUUACAGAAGCUGAUCAAGAAAAAAUUGAUGCGCUUGACUGGGUUGUAUUCUAUCAAAGUCAGCGAGAGGAAGCUUUAUGGCAAGCCAAUGCUUUGAUCCGGUAUUUUCUUUCUCUCGAGAAAAUUGAUGCUGCUAGGAAAGCAUUGAACAAGAUUCCCAUGGAUUCGAUCGAGGUGAUUAUGACGGAAUACCCCUCUAUGGAAGGAACAAUGGCCAAUCUGACAAUGUCAAACAAUUUGCCGAAGAAAGCAUCAGUAUCGAUUCGCGAAUAUUUAUGUUACAAAGCGUACUUAGAUGCGCAGGAAGGUUUCACAGAAUGGUUCACACAUUUUCAUCAUGGAAAACCCAGCCCUCCGCCAGAUUUACCAAUGUACGCAACGUUUACGGAAAAAGUUGCUCACGAUCAUAAGAAGGCUCAAUAUAACUCUGAGCUGGAAAGAUGGAAGUGCACCAUGCAGCAUCACACUAAAGCUGUAAAGCAACUCCUAUUCAACGUUUUAUUAUUCCCUGACGGAGGAUGGCUUGUUGAUUCAAACUACAACAAUGAGGAGCUCUUAUCUCACGAAGAGGAGUUGCGAGAAAAUCAAAUGGCAAAUUUACGAAAAUUGUGUAUUCCAAAAAUUGCUUUGCUACUACAUUCCGUGAUGUCGGAAAUGGGUGAACAUGCAGAUUGCGUUCAAUUGGCCGACAUAUUGGCCUCCGAGCAACACAAGCUCUACAAGGUAUUUCCCAAAGAACGGCUUCGGGACGUCUUCCAAAAAAUUUGCGAGUCAUCUCUAGUGUUGAUGGAUCAGAAAAAGGAUCCCUGGGGGUAUCCAAAAUGAAUGAAAUAUUUUUGAAUACAGAUUUGCAUCACCCGAGGAUAGUUCUUUAUUCGUACAUUUAUUUUGUUUGAUAAAGUUCGAUUGUAAGAGAUAAUAAAAAUGAAUUGAAAAAAACAGUGCUUAAAAAUAUUCGGAUCCAGUUUUUUUUCUUUAUUUACAAAACCCGUUUAUUGUCAACCACAAGAAGUGAAUAUAAAAUUUGAUACAAUGUUUAAUAAGUAAUAAUCAUAAGGUAUCGUAAUUAUAUGGAUAUACAUAUCAAAGGUAUAUCCUUGGUUUUUUUAUUUGUUUUUUUUUUUCAAUAAUCAGUGAUGCGCAGUACCAGCUUCUUUGUAAAGCUACACACAUUUUAACAUGUUGAAUUGUAAAUAAAUGCGGUCACGUUAUGAUUAGGUAUUGUAAUAGGUAUGAUGAAAAUUAAUCGCGAACUUUGGUAACAUGUCAAGUAAUUUUAGCGACUAGAAUUUUUAAGCCGUAAGUAGUAUGUAGUAUACAAUAAAAAUGACGGAUAAAAAGAUGAUGAUUAAUUUGUGUGACCAAUUAAGUAUCAAGGUACAGAUUUAAGGUGUGAAAAUACUAUGCGAGACUGCGGGACCUAUUUUCAAUAUGUUUAUAUCGUAUUUUUGUACACGUAAAUCGAGU